AUGGAAACAGAAAAUUUUAAUAAUAAACAAGGUCACAAAAACCUUGAACAAAAUGAUAUAAAUAUUGCGCCUUCUUUUGCUAAGCUAGGAUUAGAAGAAUAUGAUAAAACGAAUAAAAUUAUUCAACAAAAUGUUCAAGAAUUAUGUAAAUUUUGGCAAAAUGGAGUAUGUGCCUGUAGAAAAAGUAAAAGCAAAAAAAAACCUUGUUUUGAAAAAAUAGGAUUCUAUCGGUUUUUUAUAAGACAAGAAGAAUGUCGUAAUAUGUCACAUAAUAAUCUAGAUACCUGGAUUCAAGGACAACUUGCUUUAUUUGCAUAUAAUGAAUCUCUAUUAAAUAAAAAAAAUUCUCAAGAGUUAAACAAUUCUGCAAUACAAAAUCCUCAUAUAAAAAAUAAUGGGAUGACUGAAAUAAUUCAUGGUAACACUGAGUGCACUUCAAUUCGAUAUGAUCGUGCUGUAAUUGAUAAUGAACUAAAGCAAGAGCUUAGUAAUUAUCUUCAAAACAAUGCCAAUCUCCAUGAAUUCCCAUCACCUUGUCGAAAUAUGCAAAACUAUUCAAUACCUAUAAUUUUACUUCCUAUUGAUCAAACAUAUACUAGCAUUUAUGAAGAAUAUGUUACUAUGAUUAAGUCUAAUAAAAAUAAGGACUACAAAGUUAUAGCUUAUACAACGUUUCUUCAAAUUUGGAAAGAAGUUGCACCUCACAUUCGGUUUAUGACUAAAGCAUCAGAUCUAUGCGAUAAAUGUGAACAACUUUGUGCCAAAAUUUGA
Messenger RNA from Cetraspora pellucida, 771 nucleotides. NCBI's taxonomy places the organism in Eukaryota, Fungi, Glomeromycota, Glomeromycetes, Diversisporales, Gigasporaceae. The record is from the annotation of a GenBank genome assembly.